AUGCUCUUCAUGGCAUACAAGUUUGCUGAGCAAUUUACUCCAGUAGCCGGCGUUAAUGCAGAAGCAUGUGAAGCUAGCGGCAAGCAGAUCUGUGACUGCCUGCAACUCAAAGUGCUGAAGCCACUCAUCGAUCGUCAGACACUCGUCGAACAUGAGUUUGGAGUGUACGCUGAGCAUAUCUGCAACAUCAAGUCCUGUUUGGAGAACGGUAAGCGCCCUAUGUACAACUUUCAGCAGAUCGUGAAAGAGCAACAGAAGCGACAAGACAGUCUCUGGAACCGGCUUCUGCCCGACUCUGUGGACAGGCUAAUCACCCUUUUCACAGAUAGCUGUAACGAGAUGACGGCAGCAUACACACUCACAGUCAACGACAUCCUGAAGAAGCACUUUCGCCGCUCAUCACCCAGCUCCGAAUUUCCAGCACUCAAGAUGCGACUAGACCUUAAUUGGAGGCUGGAGAACUUCAAGGACUUCAUCGCUGAGAACCAUGUCCAAGAGAUCCAAAUACUGGUACUCCAGCAUGAGCUGUUAAAGCUCGAAGUUCAAGUAUUAGAAGCGUGUAUCGACGAUGUUGCAUGGGUCUUGACUGGGUGCGAUGAGGACGCAGAGGAUUGUUUGGAGUGCAUGAUGGUGAAGCGGCUUAUCCAACCCACAGAGAACUCUGGCACAGCCAUCCGAGAAGCGUUCGUCUUCCAAGGUCAUUCACACCGGCCACCGGCAGAGAUCAUAAAGAUGUUGGAAGAGGAUUACUAUGAUAUGAUGGGUGACGAAGACUUCGACGAUAUGACGGAUACGGACGACUGAUUAGCAG
This is a messenger RNA of Macroventuria anomochaeta, 811 nucleotides long. RefSeq lists its product as uncharacterized. The transcript is spliced from 2 exons. Bases 1 to 804 code for a protein of 267 amino acids. The record is from RefSeq and is a predicted model, not a curated record. Lineage: Eukaryota; Fungi; Ascomycota; Dothideomycetes; Pleosporales; Didymellaceae.